Molecule: messenger RNA, 941 nt
Organism: Apus apus (common swift)
Lineage: Eukaryota; Metazoa; Chordata; Aves; Apodiformes; Apodidae
Gene: SBDS
Product: SBDS ribosome maturation factor
Exons: 5
Coding region: 53-805 (250 amino acids)
Biological process (GO): ribosome biogenesis; cytosolic ribosome assembly
Source: RefSeq, a predicted model, not a curated record
GCGCUGCGGGCGGGCGGGGGAGCCCGGCGGGCGCGGGAGCCCGGCGGGCGCCAUGUCCAUCUUCACCCCCACCAACCAGAUCCGCCUCACCAACGUCGCCGUGGUGCGGGCCCGGCGCGGCGGGAAGCGCUUCGAAAUCGCCUGCUACCGCAACAAGGUCAUGGGCUGGCGCAGCGGAGCGGAGAAAGAUCUCGACGAGGUCCUGCAGACACACACGGUGUUUGUCAAUGUCUCCAAAGGCCAGGUGGCAAAGAAGGAAGAUCUUGUUCAAGCCUUUGGGACAGAUGACCAAACAGAAAUCUGUAAGAUGAUUCUAUCAAAAGGGGAGCUGCAGGUGUCGGACAAAGAGCGCCACACGCAGCUGGAGCAGAUGUUCAGAGACAUUGCGACCAUCGUGGCUGACAAAUGUGUGAAUCCUGACACCAAGCGGCCCUACACCGUCAUCCUGAUAGAAAGAGCCAUGAAGGACAUUCACUACUCUGUCAAACCACACAAGAGCACGAAGCAGCAGGCACUGGAAGUGAUCAGACAGUUAAAGGAGACCAUGCAAAUUGAACGGGCUCACAUGAGGCUGCGAUUUAUUCUUCCAGCAAAGGAGGGGAAGAAACUGAAAGAGAAGCUUAAGCCACUGAUUAAAGUUAUUGAGAAUGAAGACUUCCAUGAACAUCUGGAAAUUGUGUGCCUUAUUGACCCUGGCUGCUUCAGAGAGAUUGAUGAGCUGAUUCGGAGUGAGACAAAAGGGAAGGGAACACUGGAAGUGCUCAGUCUGAAGGACGUGGAGGAAGGAGAUGAAAAGCUGGAAUAACAGAACCCAUCCUUGAGCAGUUCUACUUUAACAGCACCCUGCGAGAUGAUUGGCAUUACCCCCUCUCUUCUGCUAGACCUUCAUGUUUUUUCCAGUCUCUUGCUGCCAAAUAUUUUCUGAUGUUCAUCUGCUGGAA